Messenger RNA from Gaeumannomyces tritici R3-111a-1, 2596 nucleotides. RefSeq names its product ATP-dependent RNA helicase DBP2. Bases 300 to 1967 code for a protein of 555 amino acids. The transcript is spliced from 7 exons. Gene Ontology annotation, biological process: rRNA processing. Gene Ontology annotation, molecular function: RNA helicase activity; RNA binding; ATP binding. Lineage: Eukaryota; Fungi; Ascomycota; Sordariomycetes; Magnaporthales; Magnaporthaceae. Gene Ontology annotation, cellular component: ribonucleoprotein complex; cytoplasm; nucleus. The record is from RefSeq and is a predicted model, not a curated record.
CCAAUUUCCUCAUCAACAUCCAUCACCUUCCUUUUCUCCCCAGGGCUGUGCAACCACGUCAACCAGGACAUCUGCGGCCUAUUCUCAUCUGAAUUUAGAAUCGCUCCCAAAUCCACCACAGUUCUCUGAUACAGGCCAUCUUCGCUACUGCAAUCGGACGCGCGAGAUUUCGCUGUCGGGUCGGACGCGAACGUUUGCCUGGUGUCUUUCUUUUUCUUCUUUCUUCCGCCCUCAUCGUACCAACGACGCAGGCGGCUCUUUACCACCUUGAUUAAAAUCGCCACCUAAUACCCAACACAAUGUCUUACGGCGGCGGCGGAUACGGCGGAUCGCGCGGUGGUGGUGGCGGCGGCGGCGGCGGCUACUCUAAUGGAGGCGGUUACGACCGCGGCAACGGAAACUCGUACGGAGGCGGCUCCAACGGAUACGGAGGCGGUGGUGGUGGCUACGGCGGCGGAGGCGGCGGCUUUGGCGGCGGCGGUGGUGACCGCAUGUCCAACCUCGGCGCGGGACUGCAGAAGCAGGAGUGGGACCUGAACACCAUGCCCAAGUUCGAGAAGUCCUUCUACAAGGAGGACGAUGCUGUCGCCAAGCGCUCCGCUGCUGAGGUUGACAAGUUUCGUCGCGACCACGCCAUGACCACGUUCGGUACCGACAUCCCCAAGCCGGUCGAGACUUUCGACGAGGCCGGUUUCCCCCGAUACGUCAUGGAUGAGGUCAAGGCCCAGGGCUUCCCUGCGCCCACGGCCAUCCAGUCCCAAGGCUGGCCCAUGGCCCUGAGCGGUCGUGAUGUCGUCGGUAUUGCCGAGACCGGCUCGGGCAAGACACUUACGUACUGUCUCCCUGCCAUCGUUCACAUCAACGCCCAGCCGCUCCUGGCUCCCGGUGACGGCCCCAUCGUCCUUGUCCUAGCUCCUACCCGUGAGCUUGCUGUUCAGAUCCAGACCGAGAUCACCAAGUUUGGAAAGUCGUCCCGCAUUCGCAACACGUGUGUCUACGGCGGUGUCCCCAAGGGCCCCCAGGCGCGCGACCUUGCGCGCGGUGUCGAGGUCUGCAUUGCCACACCUGGUCGCCUGAUCGACAUGCUGGAAUCCGGAAGGACCAACCUCCGUCGUGUCACGUACCUGGUCCUUGACGAGGCUGAUCGCAUGCUUGACAUGGGUUUCGAGCCCCAGAUCCGCAAGAUCAUUGGCCAGAUUCGUCCCGACCGUCAGACUCUCAUGUGGUCGGCUACCUGGCCCAAGGAGGUCCGCAACCUCGCGUCCGACUUCCUCAACGACUUCAUCCAGGUCAACAUCGGAUCCAUGGACCUGUCUGCCAACCACCGCAUCACCCAGAUCGUCGAGGUCGUCUCAGAGUCUGAGAAGCGCGACCGCAUGAUCAGGCACAUGGAGAAGGUCAUGGACAACAAGGAGAGCGCCAACAAGAUUCUCAUCUUCGUCGGAACGAAGCGUGUGGCAGACGAGAUUACUAGGUUCCUUCGUCAGGAUGGCUGGCCCGCACUCUCCAUCCAUGGCGACAAGCAGCAGAACGAGCGCGACUGGGUCUUGGACCAGUUCAAGACCGGCAAGAGCCCCAUCAUGGUUGCCACCGACGUCGCGUCGCGUGGUAUCGACGUGCGCAACAUUACCCAUGUGCUCAACUAUGACUACCCCAAUAACUCGGAGGAUUACAUUCACCGUAUUGGCAGGACUGGUCGUGCGGGAGCCAAGGGAACCGCCAUUACCUUUUUUACCUCUGAUAACUCUAAGCAGGCUCGCGACCUCUUGGGAGUCCUCCAGGAGGCCAAGCAGGAAAUCGACCCCCGCCUUGCCGAUAUGGCGAGGUACGGCGGCGGCGGCGGUGGUGGCCGGUACGGUGGUUACCGUGGCCGCGGCGGUGGUGGUGGUGGUGGUGGCGGCCGUCACGGUGGUGGUGGCGGUGGCGGCGCCAACUCUCUCCCCAUGGGCGGCAACCGUCGCUGGUAGGCUCCUGUUUGUCCCAGAUGCCUGCACAACAUGAUGAUGACGCCUCGUGUCAUCUCUCCGUCCCAUUGGCAUCUACCAAAUCCGACACUGUUUUCUCUCCGGCGUUCUUGUAGAAAAAGGGUUAUCGGCUUUAGACGGUGGUAUCAUGGAAGCACCAACACAACAUUCGGAACGACCUGUUUCGUCGUUUUGUCUUGUUCUUUCCUUUUCUCUUACCCCUUGUUUUCAUUUGUACAAACCAUCAUCCUCCUGCGUUUGCCUUUUACACCGCCCACUUUGUUGGUUCACAUCACAUCACAUCCCAAGCCGCCUCGCUUUGCUCACCACGACACAAUCAGUCGUGAACAGUUCGCGGGCUGAGUUCAACUGCACCGCCUUCCAGGCCAUGCCGCUCGCAUAGCGAACGGUAGGUAAGCAGCUAGUCAUGCCUUUGAUGUCACGGCCUUGAGCUGUCGAACAAUGCAAUGGGCGGGCGAGCGAGCCAGAUUGAGAAUGGAAGACGAGGAACUUGAUACACAUGCACGACGAAGGGGCUAUACUUGAGAUGGCCCAUACCUUGGUAGUUGUUAGAGUAGCUGUCCAAAGGCAUGGACCAUGUACUGCCUCAUUUAAUGCAACGGUUGAACACG